Pelodiscus sinensis (Chinese soft-shelled turtle) is the source of this 1542-nucleotide messenger RNA. Its product is annotated as V-type proton ATPase subunit S1-like protein. Gene Ontology annotation, cellular component: proton-transporting V-type ATPase complex. Gene Ontology annotation, molecular function: ATPase activator activity. The record is from RefSeq and is a predicted model, not a curated record. Lineage: Eukaryota; Metazoa; Chordata; Testudines; Trionychidae.
CAGGAGAGACAGAUUCAUUUCUCAAUGGAAAAAAACAUUGCUUUUAGCUUUUUACUCUUUUUAUGUGUAGGAUUUUCAGUCUCUGUGGACCAAAUGUUCGUAAGAAUGGAUGAAAGUUCACAUGCAUUUUCAGAUCAAGAGCUGUCCCAAAGAAAUGACCGACGUUAUGAGGGUGGUGUGAAGCCAAAAUAUAACUUAAAACAAGUAGCAAUUACACAGAUGGUCAGCUACAACUUGAGCAGAAAAGAAAGUGAAUCUUGGCGAACAAUGCCGCACAGCCAUUACAGCCCUGUGAAUGUCACCAUUAACGGAAGCCCCUGCAUUCUUUUCUGGGCCAGGAGGAUAAUGAUUAAGUUUAAAAAUCACAUGGAGCUGGACUUGACAAAGAGGACAUUUGGUGUUCAUGCAGCUGUGGAUGUUGGAGAUUCCAAUUGCAGUGGAGACCAUGCAAUGCUUUCACUUAAGUUUGGUGACAUUGACAAUCUCAAGGGGCUUGUUAUUAGAUUCUUAUUGACAAACAGUUAUUACAAGCUGUCCGUUCAGAACUGGUUUAGUUUAUACAGAAUACAGCUACUUUACAACCAUUCUGUACAAGCGACAUUUAAUGCAACCAGAAUAUUUGCUCCAGUAAGUUAUUCGUACCACUGUGAACAUGUGAGCAGUUUGCAGAGGUAUAAUGCACUCCUGAUGCCCAGCUCCGCAAACGAUGAGUCCAGGCUCUGGGAAGUCACUUUUAUCGAUUUCCAGAUUCAAGGCUUUAACAUUGAAGGAGGACAGUUUGCUUAUGCCAAAGAUUGUGCAUCCUUUUUCUCACCAGCAAUUCUGAUGGGCUUGGUUAUGUCACUGAUUUUGCUUCUAGUCCUGGCCUAUGCUCUUCAUAUGUUGAUCCACCUGAAGUCUCUUGAUAGGCAUUAUGAAUACAAAGCCUCUCCUGCCUAUUUUGCACAAAUGAAAGACGGUGACAUGGCAGAUGAAAAAGAACCAUUAAGAAACAAUGGAAAUGAGUCCUAUGAACUUAGAAGUCAACAGUUCCAUAAAGUCUAUAUUUAGAAGUGUGUCUCUCUCAUUUAAGCUAUUGGUAUUUUCUUUCUGUUAUUCUGUCCUGCUUAGUUGUAUGGUAGCUAAAAGAUUUCACCAAAUUAUUUACUUAAUCAAAGAAAAAAUAUAUACCAGACUGCUUGUUUAGUUCUGCUUUAGCUUUAUUUCUUGUGACCCAUUUAAACAAUACUUUGGAAAUCAGAACAACAACAAAAUCUCCCAUGAGAGUGGGGAAAUGAACGUAGUGAGAGUCUUUUCUCUUACAAUAUCUGUUGGCUCCUCCCCACAAAGGGUGAGGUUUUUCCUUAUACUGUAUUUUCUGUUGGUCUAUCCAGUAAGUAUUAAGUGUUCCUGGCAAAACAGCUCCAAUCCUUAGGAAAUGCAUGCAGCAGUAUAAAUAGAUUCCACCAUUAGAAGUCCUUGCUGAUUCUCAGCUUAAGCUUCUGUUGUCUUACUUUUAGUCAGACAUCAAAAUCCUUCUCAGUACUCAUACUCCCCUGCUGU